ACGGUUUUUUUUUUUCCUUCCAUCGUUUUCGUCCCCUUUUCUUUUCGUUUGAGCCUCACCGACAGACAGAUCGCGGAAGACUCGCCGUUGGCAAAUCCUAAAUCGUAAUAGGAUCAAUCCUCGUCCAUCUCUUUGCUUGUUUGAUUUGAGAGACAAUUUGGUUCAGUUUUGGAGAAUGGUGGUUGCGCCGCCCAUGCCAUUGCAUUCUUUCCAUCCUGCGUUUCCUUGUGAUAAAAUGAAAUCCUUUUGGUUUUGGUAAAAGAAUCCGAUCUUUGGUUUGGGAAAGAACAUUAGGGGUUUUCUUCUGUAAAGGUAUUUGCUGCAUUUUGAAAAUUUGAAGUCUUUUCUAUCCGGAUGGGGGUUCCUGGAUUUGGGAAUUCUGAUGCUUGUCGAUUUUUGGCGGUUCUCCGUGGGUCCUGAUCAGAAUGCGGAGUUGCACUGUGUUUUGACCAUCAAAAGGAGAGGAAGGUUCUGUUUUUGCUUACAUCGGUUUGCUGUUCGUUAUCAUGGAUAGGCAAAGAACAAUAGAUGGGGAUGUUGUAGACUUGGAGUGUGGCAUGAGUUCACUGAUGCAACCACAGGAAGGAGCAAACGAAAUGGGCUCUAGCUCAGGGCAGGAAAAGAAUGCAUUGAAUAGGGAAUCGGGUGGAUUUGUGGGCAUUAAUGAGUUGUAUGGUGAACAAGUUCCAAACAUAACUGAGCUUCCUGUCACACAUGCCCAUUCAAAUUCCGGGGCUUCCUUGAACAGGAGGGAAGGAGAAGAAAAGCAGAGUUUGUUUAAAUUGGGAGCUGAGAAGAUAAAAAAGACGCGAUGUAAAAAGCCUCCAAAACCUCCCCGUCCUCCCACAUCUACGCCCUUGGAUGCUACUGAUCUGAAGAUGAUUAGAGAGAUAUCUGAGCUUGCCAUGAUGAAGCGGGCAAGGAUUGAGAGGAUGAAAAAUAAGAAGAAAAAUGCCAAAUCAUCAUCUUCUAAUGGCAACCUGUGUGCCAUGGUUGUUACCAUUAUUUUUUGCCUUCUUCUAAUCUGGCAAGGAGCUUUAUCGUGGGGUAAUUCUAACACCAACCAUCAUGGUUCUCCCCAAUCUUCCAUAAGAGUAGAUGGUGGAUUCAUUUCUCUUCAAUUCGACAAGGAUGCCUCAGUAAACGGCCUCGAUAUGCCCCACUCAGCAUCUCCAACUAAUGUAGGACCUAUAACUAACUAAGUUGAGCAUUAGAUGGAAAGAAGAAUGGAGACCUCAAUCCAAUUCCUUCCAGCAAUGGCAGUAUAAUCAUUUGCGGUUCCUGUAAGAAAUAGUUUUGUACAUCACUUCGCUCUUUGUCAUUUUAUCCUUUUUGGGCAGAGACUAAAGAACGGCACAUAUCGUCUUAUGUACUCAUAGCCGCGUUCUUUGUAUAUAGGAAUUGAUAACUCAAGGAUGUGGAGUUGGAAAUUCUUUCUUUGGGCCUUGAACUUCUUGUUUAAA
Messenger RNA from Zingiber officinale, 1463 nucleotides. RefSeq lists its product as uncharacterized. Bases 507 to 1202 code for a protein of 231 amino acids. The record is from RefSeq and is a predicted model, not a curated record. The transcript has 5 exons. NCBI's taxonomy places the organism in Eukaryota, Viridiplantae, Streptophyta, Magnoliopsida, Zingiberales, Zingiberaceae.